AAACCACAUCGUGCAGAAGGCAUCACAAUAUUAUUUGAGCAUAACCGCGGAAUGACACGCGGAGUUGCAUUGCUGGAGACCUAUAACCCCUAAAUAACUGGAUCGCUCAAUUUUGUCUUUUUUCAACACACAUACAUCAUGGCGGUGCCAGAGCCUCCACCACCGUCACUCAUCUUUGAUUUUGUUCAAUUUGACGAGGAUGAUCCUGUUGACAUGGAGAUGAGCCAAGCUUAUAAGCAGCUCAUGGAAUCCAUUCAGGGCAUGUCCGAAAUCGAUAUUCAUAACCAGCUUCAAGCCUCCGCCUCAGUCAGCAUGCAAAAACAUGCAGAAAUUAUCAAUGGUUUGUUGUACGGUAUUCUCACAUAUAAUAGCAACUCAGGAGGAAACCCCGGCAGCACCACUUCCUCUUUAGUGGUUCCUGCACAAAAUGGCAACAGUAACAAACCGACCCCACCGGAUCUUUUUCGACAUAUGAACUUUGUUGCGCGUGACUCUCUCGCAUUUGCAGUCAAGCAGACGCGAUACUUUUGUUCUCUCUUACAUUUUCAUAAAAUUCGGCCUCAAGCCCGCGAACAGAUACUUUGGCUUGUGGGUCAAUUGACUGAAAUUCGGGUUCAUGGUGUUGAGCAACUUUAUAUGAUUCUACUAAGGCAGAUCCGCGGCGGCGACGUAUCUCAGGCAAACGUACAGCAUGCAGAGGCCAUGCUUCGGCUACUUCAAACGCAUCUCCAGCCUUGGGUAUACUCAAUUCCAAUGCUAGUCGCCUACUCUUGUUUCACAUAUCUGAGGAUCAUGCUUGAUCACGGUCGACUAACGAAUCUUCGACAACAAGAAGCCAUAUUCUGCGCAAAACUAUUAAGAGAGCGCUUCCGAGAUUGUUCAGAUAUCGGGAGGGAUCUAGUCAGAGCACUGCAGGAUGUCGCAAGGAUCAAAGAAAUUGAAGAGAUCUGGGUUGAUCUGCUAUACAGCCCGGAGAAACUGAAUCCUCAACUUGAAGGCAUUCACCAGCUCAUGGCUAUGCCAUCGAAAGAUAUUUUUCUCGCAAGUCGACUGACAUUUGACAUGGAACACAAACUGCUUCAUAUUCUUAAAUACAUUAACCUUGGACAACACAACAGAAACUUGCAGUGGCUCACUGAGAGGUAUCUUACAGCACCUGAAACUGAUGCUUUAUAUUGUGAUAUCAUUCGCUACAUCUGUGGCGUGUAUCAUCCAACGAAUGCAGUUCUCGCAAGCAGUAUUGUACCACGCUACGUCUUUAUUGGUAGUCUCCUUCGUAACAUCAAGUCCAAUGUUUCAGCGGCCAAUGUCAAACUCGCACUAUUUUACGAUUGGUUAUUUUAUGAUCCAUCUAAGGAUAGUAUUAUGAAUAUCGAACCUGCAAUGCUGCUCAUGGAACGCUCAGUUGAGCGAUAUCCAUACAUGACUGCCAUCCUCUUGGAAUUUCUGCAGUUUACGGUCGACAACUAUUACCCACCCUUACGUGAAUACAUCCAAAAGCAUGUCGGGAUGGCAGCUCAAGCACUGGUAGAGAAGGGUGUUAUCAGAUCUUUUCGAUUCAUUUACCGCUCACCGUCCCUUGAAGAUUACCCUCCUGUCCGUGAAUACAUGUUGUCGCUAUUCCCAGCACAGCUCGGAGACAUAGCAGAAAACACUGCUGGAUCACUAAUAGGAGGGAGUAUGUCUAUGGAGAACAUCGAAGACCACAGCAUUCCUACACGUUCUGGAAGCGACAACGAUGAUAACGAGGGUGUGGAUGAAUUCGAAAGCUCACCGCCUCACUCAGGUUUUGUUGCACAGGGAAUCGCAGGGCAGGAUGGAGAUGAUGAUGAUGAUGACCCUGAUCAAAGAGAUGUGAAGUCAAGAAGUCAGUCCAGAGAGUCUUCCAGGGAACCUAUGUCAGUGGAUGAGCAGGCUAUCAAAGAUGAAUAUGAUGACAUUGGAGGGGAAGAAGAAGUUAUGGAAUCUUAUACAAUUGAAUCUGUUGCUCAAGACGCAACAGGGAAGCCUCACAAUGCCAGUGUUCUCGCUGAUUGGUCAUUUACAGACGAUUUGACGUCGGGCACAACAGCUGGCAAGGUUGCUGAUGUCUCUUCUGGAUCAAAUCCUAUUCCAGGAGCGUCUCUUUGGAUUUUUGGCUCUAGUCUUCAAGAGUUCAAGAAAGCCUACGAAACAGAUCCUGAAGCUCCUAGCACUGCAAAGAUGUUUCGACAUAUCUGGGAGGUGUAUGGUGAUGUCGCAGGCGCUGGAGUGGAGGGGUCAGACAUAGCUCAUGAGAUCGGUCAGGAAAUUCUAGCAUUUGCACAUAAGGCAGAGAUCCCCGAGUCCUAUGUUUGCUCUGUGAGUGAAGAUCAAGACGAAGAUGCAGACGCUAUGGAGCCGCUAAUGUCAUGUCUAUGGAAGGUUACUGCAAGGGAUGGCAAAGACGGCGCUUUGAGAGUUGCGCAAAUGUUCUUGAGCAGUGAGGCCAACAUCAAUCCACGGUCGAGACAAAUGGGGAUGUGGUUUUUGCUUGGCUUACUUCGUGGACAAAAGCGUAGCAAGCCUAAUGUUAAUAUAUCCGUAGAACAGGUCUUGCAACUCUAUGGAUCAUAUAUCAGAGCAUCUGUUAGACAGGAUCAGAUGGAUAACACUGAGGAGAGCAACGCUGAGGCAUCUAGUGAUUCCAUGACCCUUGGACAACAAUAUCUUUUAGCAGAUCUCCAUAAUCUGCACAGUCGUCAGACAGCGAUCUUUGAUAGCUUGCUACCACUAGUGCUCGAGUAUCUUCCAGAACUUAUCCCUAGAACGGAGGCUUUCUUGAAAUUGAUGCUUAUCAUGGCGACACCGACUCAGAUCUAUCGGCUCUCAACAGGACUUGCUGGUCGGACUUUCUGGUUGAUAUCAACACCAGUGACCUCAAGGGUAAUAGAACAAGAAGAUAAGGAGAGUAAAAAGGGGACCAAGAUUACACGAGCUAUGAAGAAGAAGAAUGCAUCUCAAGAGAAGACUGAUGAACUGGAGACUGACUCGCAUUCAUUAGCAGAUGGAAGGAAACUGACAAUUACACCUCAAGCGCUCAUGGUUCUCGAGCAGACUCUGAGUUGGGAAACAUAUGAGCAACUGGGUCUCUGGCAACUGAUUCUAUCAGAGAUUGGCGGAGUAUCAGAAGCCGUUGUAUCUCUUCUUAACGCCAAUUGGGUUCCCAACAUGAAUACAGAAUCUAAAGCAGAAGCAAUGAGUGGUUUGUUGAAUUUGGUUCGCUCGCUGGCAGUGAUGCCGCCGACAGUCAGUCUUGGACGGGCGAUAGCCAGGAUUGCAGCCCAAACCGAGAUAAUAUCUGAGGAGAUGAGACAGUUUUGCGAGUCACAUAUCGCCUUAUGGGCGAGAGGAUAUCCUGACCACGUAGCCGCCAUUCUACUGUCACUCAGCGAUAAGACCUCUGCUCCUGUAAACCCGAUAAUCGCGGCAACAUUAGACUCAUCUAUUUCUGCCGAUGGUGAUCUCGAGAUGGAAGAUGUAUCUAUGAAAAGCAAAAUGCUAUCCAAAAAUACUCGUACCAAGAACGGAAGUGCUACAGUAGCCAAGACGAAGCUGACCCCAACUCAGAGGAAGGAACAAGCAACGCAUCUGCGUGCUGUAUUAUCACUUUUACAAGUUUGGUGGGAUGAUAUGGGUUUAUCAUUGUCAUCAUCAUCAACAAAAGGGAUGCCUUUGACAUCUAUGGCAAAACGACUGUUUUCACGGAUAUGGCCCCAACAAGUCCAGACUCAAGUGCUCGAAGCGUUAACAGAAUCCUUCGGCACCAAAGAAAAGAACUCUUGGCCCGAGGAAUGGUGGGUUAAAGAGAAUGAAGACAACAAAAACCGACGAAGAGGGGGACGGAGAGAUGGCAAGAGCGAAGAUGAUGGCGAAAAUGAAGGGAGUGAGGACAAUGAUGGCGAGGAUAGCGCCGAUCAAAGUGACGAUGAUGAAGAGAAGGAAGAAGCCAAUCAAGGUGGCGAGAGCGAUGGAGAACAGAACAGUGAUAAUGAGAAGAAGAGCAAAGAUAAGAAACGGUUCGGAGGGGCAGCCUCGAGCUCGGCUGGAUCGAGUCGUCGAAAUAGUCCCAAAGUUGGUUCGGGUAUCUUAUUCGGCAGCAGCAAUAGUGGCACUAAGAAAAUCUCCACAGUGGGGUCUACACCUGCUGCUAAGGGUGUUUUAGGUUCCAGGUCUCGUGGCAAAAGUUCACCCGCACCAUCUACCAGGAAAACACCAGCAAAGAGAGUAGUAGCGACGCGAAAACGAAAGAUUUCAGAAGACGACGAUGAAGAAGAGGAUCAGCACGAAGACGAAGAGGAGGAAGAAGAGGAGGACGAUCAGGAAGGUGAAGAAGAAGAAAAUGAAGAGGAUGAUGAGGAUGAUGAAGGUGAGGAUGAAGAUGACACAAAAAUUAGGAAAAGGACAACCAAACGCCCAACAGAGAAUUCAGCGAAGAAUCCAAAGACUAGGCUAACUAGUCGGAACAAAUCCAACACUAUUGGGAAGCGUCGGAUCUUGUCUGAAGACGAAAGCGAUGACUGAAGCGUUGCAAUAAAGACUUAAUGACUUUUAUUUCAUUAUACUACAUAUUUUACUAG
Lobosporangium transversale is the source of this 4598-nucleotide messenger RNA. Its product is annotated as protein-domain-containing protein. Gene Ontology annotation, cellular component: cytoplasm. Lineage: Eukaryota; Fungi; Mortierellomycota; Mortierellomycetes; Mortierellales; Mortierellaceae. The record is from RefSeq and is a predicted model, not a curated record. Bases 139 to 4542 code for a protein of 1467 amino acids. The transcript is spliced from 6 exons.